UCGAUACCUGAUUCAAAUUAAAUAAACUGAAAAGUAGAUAAUAGUAAAGUUAAAAUUUGGAGAAGUUAUGUGGUCCACUUGUAAUGAUUUAUAGAGUCCAGAUAAGUUAUUCUACAUUUUUAGGGAGAAGUUUCAGUUUCUAGGCUUGAAACGUGUGGAUAAUGGCAAGAGAUUGUAUAGGAUUUUCUAUUCUCCUAAAGAUGAUUGAAGUGAUUAAUGGGAUCAGUGAUUGAUGAUUGGAGUGUUCUUACAACACUCCAUGCGCCAGUGAUUACUUCGUGUAUAGAAAUUUUCUGUACUUGGGAUUGCAGAAAAUCUACGCUCUACUAAAAGAAAUGACUAUCGUCGUUAACACAGCCAGUUUUACUAUUAACAAAAAUAUUCGCGAAGUGUAAUAAAUCCGAGUACUGAUCCUCUUGAAUAUAUGCUUCAUUAAUUAAGGACCUUAAAAAGGAAAGCUAAGAUGCUUAUCCAAUCACCUGUUGCCACAUCAGCAUGCAAAGAACUGUUAGAACAAAUGAUCAUCCAGUUAGAUUUCAUCUAGUUCACGGUUCAUAAUAUUCUGAUUAUUUAAAUCAUUAUCAUUUAAUUCAAUGUGGAUAUUUGUAAAAGUGCUGCUCCAGUAGUGGAAUUAUUGCAUAUUCUUAAGCUACCGUUUGGUUUAAGUAAUAGAAAUAUUAAAUUAUCAUGGAUUAGAGAGAUUCUUUUUUUCUUUUUUUUUUAGCUUUUCAAUUCAAGUGAGUUAAUAAGUUAGUAAUGAAUUUAUCAUUCGAAAUAUAAAAUAUAGAAUAUUUUUAAAAUAUUAUAAAUUUUGAAUCAAACUGACUCCUUUAAUAAGCCACCGUUUGGUUCGGGGUUAAAUAAAAAUUAUUAUUCCAAGGAUAGAGUUAAGUUCAGGGUUAAGGUGGGGUUAGAGUAAUUUUGUGUUUGGUUGAGAAUUGAAUUUUGUCCAGAUAUAAAUAAAAUAGUGUUUGGUUGGAGUAGGUGGAAUAAGAAGGAUAGUGGGUAAAAUAGUGUUUUGUUUGAUUGGAAUAGUGGGGUGGGGCGGGGUUAGAUAACCCCACCCUCCAAAUUAGGUGUUUGGGAAUAACUUCGGAUGUUAUUCCACCUCUUAACCCCGAACCAAACGGGUGAGGGUUUCAACUUUACCUUCCAUUUUGUUAAGAUUCCCCUCUCUCUCUCUCUCUCUCUCUCUCUCUCUCUCCUUUUUUGAACUGUCACACUCCGCUAUUGCUUGGAAGCCAAGUCCAGUUAGUAUUACUCCAAAACUUAUUCCCCAGAAAAGAUCAAAGUAUUUUGGUGGAUCCAUCAAGAAUGGUAGGUAAAGGUGAAACCGCAACUCUUUUCUGGAAAAUUUCAACUACCCAAGAAAACCAACAUAUUAACCCAAAAAAAGAGAAAAAAAAGAAGAAGAGGAAUUUGGGUAAAAAGAUGUUUAGUGAUCCCUCAACUAUAUAUCCUUUUGAAGUAAGUUAUUUUUAGCAGUUAAAAUUCAGAAAUAUGUUAAAUUUAAUGAUGAUUCUGUUGAGUUUUGAAUUUAAUUUGUUUGAAUACUUUUCAUUUAAUAAAAAUUGCGGAUUUCAUUGACUCUCAAUUGCUAUGAAAAGCUAAAAAGGCCCUUAAUUUUAACAAAUUCUGACUCAAAUUGAAAUAAAAAAAAAAGAUGUUAUUUAAGGGGAAAAACAAAAAGAAGAUAAGUUGAAUGUUCUAUUUCAAAGUAACCUAUAGUUGAGGGGAUCUCCAUCAACUUUUAUUAAAAAAAAAAAUAGAAAAAGACUCAUACAUCAUACAUUGUGGCUUGUCUCUUGCGUGACUCCUCUUCUUACUCUCUUUGCUUCUCCUUGAAGCUCUUUGGCAUCAAGUUUCCCUUUUCGAAUUGAUUAUAUCACUACCCAAAUUACUCUUUUCCCACCCCUCUCUUUAUCCAUUCUCCCUUUUCCAAAAAGUGUGUGUGUGCGUGUGUGAUAAAGAGAGUAAAAGAAACACCACAACAUGAGCUUUUCUUGAGUGUUUGUUUCUAUUGAAUCUUGUUUCUAAGGUUUAGAUAACUUUUUUAAGUUCCCACCGGGAUUAUGGGAAGGUCGGUUAUGCCGUGCUUUCGCCGGAGGAGCUUUCUGGCAGAUGAUGCUGAUGCUGUCGACGAUGAUUCGUCUGCCUUCUGCGCUUCUCUCGCCGACGGCCUUCGAAGGCUCGAGGAGUCGUUGGCAAAGGAUUCGAUAUCCCUCAAGUGGUCGGCCGAGGUGAUGAGCCUUUUCAAGAAGAUGCAAGUGGAGCUCCUCGCCGUCGUCAAGAAAUCCAAGUUGCCUAUCACUUACGGUGCCGAAGAAGAUUGGUUUGAUCAGUACAUGCAAGAAACCGCCGCUCUUUUGGACUUUUGCAACGUGUUCAAGUCGGCGAUCUCCGGUUUCAACCGAUAUUGCAUGAUCGUAGACCUCGCUAUCCAAAUACUCACCAAAGAUGCUCCCGGGUUGAUCGAUAUCGGUGAGUUCGAGUUCGAGAGGUUAGAGAGAGCUACAGGAAAGGUUUUGGAUGCCAAAGCAGUGAGAGAGACAUUAGGGUUAGCCGACACGAUCACGGCAUGGGGCAACAAGAAGGAUGAGAAGGGUAUUGCCGUUGUCAUGCUCGCCGCGAAGACUACGAUGCUCGUCAUGUCAUUGCUCCUGUUCUCCGCGUUGGUUUCGCCUAUUUCGAUCGACGUGGGGGGCGCAGGGAUCAACUGCAGUCCCCCCGAGCUGAAGCCGUGCCUGGAAGCGCUUGUGUCAAUCUCCGAUAAGUUCCGCGAGAGGUUCCAGGAGGCCGAUACGGAGUUUGGAUCGGUUUUAUUUGAGCAUAAGGUGAUGGCGGAGGCGGCGAGGGAACUGAAAGGGCAAGCGGUGGAGGCGGCAGGCGUCGAGAGGUUGAAGGCGAGCUCGGCCGAGUUGAAGAGAGGAGUGGAGGUGUUUGAAGCCAUGGUGGAUGAGGUGUUUGGGGAGGUGGUUAGAGGGAGGAAUGAGAUGCUGGGGGUUUUCAGGGAUGGUGCCCUAGGUUUGGGCUCAUGAAAUUCACUGUUGUAUAAGUAACUUUGUGAAUACAUGCACAUGUAGUAUAUAUAUAGAAAAUGGAAUGCAAAACCCUAUUCUUCUUUUGAUUGUA
Molecule: messenger RNA, 3132 nt
Organism: Ananas comosus (pineapple)
Lineage: Eukaryota; Viridiplantae; Streptophyta; Magnoliopsida; Poales; Bromeliaceae
Product: protein BPS1, chloroplastic-like
Exons: 1
Coding region: 2073-3038 (321 amino acids)
Source: RefSeq, a predicted model, not a curated record